Molecule: messenger RNA, 2964 nt
Organism: Gastrolobium bilobum
Lineage: Eukaryota; Viridiplantae; Streptophyta; Magnoliopsida; Fabales; Fabaceae
Exons: 3
Coding region: 1-2964 (987 amino acids)
Molecular function (GO): zinc ion binding; nucleic acid binding
Source: RefSeq, a predicted model, not a curated record
AUGGUUCUUCCUAGGAGACCUCCGGCAGCAGAUGACGAUCAGACAGAUCCUACAUUAGCUACUUUGUUAAGAUCUCGGAAUACUGUUGGGGCCACUUCCAGUCAGCCUGAUCCUAUAGUUACUGCUUUGGCUGGUGUGCAGCAGGAGCUGGCUACUAGUAGGCAGGCUAAUGGAACUCUUAUGAAAACAAAUCAAGAUAUAAUUGCUGCCAAUCAAAUUUUGAUGUACCAGAUGAUGGCUGAGUUGAGAGCCAUGAGAGAUGAGCACAGAGAUGGAGAGGGUGAGGCUAGUCAUCAUGGAGGUGCUACUAUUCAUACUGAGCUGCAAUCUGUUCACACGGUUGCAAUGGAUAAUGUUGAGGCUAGAGAGAAAAGAUUAAAUGCUUUCAGGAAACAUCAGCCACCUACUUUUGAGGGUGGUUAUGACCCUAUUGUUGCUGCUACAUGGUUGCAAGAUCUAGAGAGGAUUUUUAGGGUGAUGGAAUGUCCAGAUAAUCAGAGACUAUUGUAUGCUACUUAUAUGCUGAAAGGUGAUGCUAGUGAUUGGUGGCUAAAUACUUCUCGCCCAUUGGAACUGCAGGGUCAUGCUAUUACAUGGCCUUUGUUUGAGAGGCACUUUCUUGACAAGUACUUUCCCCGUGAUGCUAGGGAAAGGAAGGAAGGUGAAUAUAAUGCUCUUGUGCAGGGUGAUAUGUCUGUUGAUGAAUAUCUGGCCAAAUUCAAUCAGUUGGCUAAGUAUGCUCACUUCAGGAGAGCUAUGCCAGAUUCAGAGUCUUUAGCAGCAAAAUUUCAGAGAGGAUUAAAUGAUAGAAUUGCAGUAAGUCUUGCAGGUUGUGGUUCCAGAGAUUUUUCCACCCUGAUUAAUCAAUGCAGGGCUGUUGAGGAUAUCCAUGGGAGGCAAAAGAACAGAAAUUCUAAAGAGUCUGAUUCCAAGAAGUCCAGUAGUUCAAAUUACUGGAAGAACAAGAAAUAUGAUGAUAAAGAUAAGAAUUUACAGGUGAAGCAAUCAGGUAAUAAAUUCAAGAAAAUUGGUUCUUUUGAGAGACCACUGAUCCCUAAGUGUAUUGGUUGUGGUAAGGAGCAUAGAGGACCGUGUGCCACGGGCCAGGUGAUUUGUUAUAAAUGUGGCAAGACUGGCCACUACUCUAGAGACUGUCCUCGGAGAGAUGUCAGGGUUGCACCUCUUCAGAUGGUUCCUACUCCAGCUGACUCUGAGUCUCAGACUGUGGGACGAGUUUAUGCUAUCACUCAGCAGCAGGCGGAGAAAGGGCCUAAUUUGGUAAAAGGUACGAUCUAUAUUAAUGGUUAUGAUAUAGAUGUGUUGUUUGAUACAGGGGCUACUCAUUCUUGCAUGUCCGAUUUUAUGGCUGUGGGCUUGAAUUUGCCAAUGUAUGAAAUGUCUCCUCCUAUGAAAGUGACUACAGCUACAGGGGAAAAAUGUAGUACUUCCUGUAUGUGCAAGGAUGUUGAAUUCAAGUAUGAAGGUCGAGACUAUAUAAUUGACUUCAUCUGUCUACCCAUGGUUAGUCUUCAAGUCAUCUUGGGUAUGGACUGGCUUUCUAAAAACUGUGCAGUGAUUGACUGCUGUGGUAAGAAACUAGUGAUGUUAUCUGAGGAGUCUGCUACUAGCUCCUCUCCUUGUAUAUCAAUACAUCAGGCUAGACGAGUCUUAGAGGAGGGAGCAUUAGGCUAUAUAUGGUUGGGAAGAUUAGUGAGCAGUAGUACUCAAGAUAAGAUUGCUGAUAUCCCAAUUGUAAAUGAAUUCAUGGAUGUAUUUCCGGAUGAGAUUCCAAAUCUUCCACCAGAGAGAGAAAUAGAGUUCUCUAUUGAAUUGUUGCCUGGUGUGGGGCCCAUUUCUAUGGCUCCAUAUCGGAUGUCUCCUCUGGAAUUGGCUGAAUUGAAGAAACAGAUUGAGGACUUGUUGGCUAAGCAGUUCAUCCAACCUAGUGUGUCCCCGUGGGGAGCACCAGUAUUAUUUGUCAAGAAGAAGGAUGGAACCUUGAGACUUGUGACUGGCUACAGACAAUUAAAUAAAGUGACUAUUCGGGUUAAGUCGGAUGAUAUUCCGAAGACUGCAUUCAGGUCUAGAUACGGACAUUAUGAGUACCAGGUAAUUCCUUUUGGUCUCACUAAUGCUCCGACAAUGUUUAUGAACUAUAUGAACCAUUUGUUCAAGCCAUAUCUGGAUCAAUUUGUGGUUGUGUUCAUAGAUGAUAUUUUGAUCUAUUCUAAGAAUAUCAAUGAGCAUGCGGACCAUCUUAGGAUUGUUCUACAAGUAUUGAAGGAUAAUCAAUUGUAUGCCAAGUUUUCCAAGUGUGAGUUCUGGUUGUCAAAGGUUCAAUUUUUGGGCCAUGUCAUAUCUGCUGAUGGAGUGGCAGUGGACCCUAGUAAAAUAGAGGUCGUGAUGGAUUGGGAAAGGCCUAAGACUGUUUCCGAAGUCCGAAGUUUUCUGGGAUUAGCCGGUUAUUAUCGAAGAUUUAUUAAGGGGUUUUCUACAAUGGUUUUACCAUUGACCUGCUUGACUAGAAAGGAGAUCCCAUUCGUGUGGACUCAGGAGUGCGAAGAUUGUUUUCAUGCACUAAAAGAAAAGUUGACGACUGCUCCAAUAUUGACCCUUCCCGAUCCUGAGCGUACCUUCGAGGUCUAUUGUGAUGCCUCAGGGAAAGGUUUGGGAUGUGUUCUAAUGCAAGAUAGGAGAGUUGUUGCAUAUGCUUCUAGGCAGUUGAAACCGCAUGAGGAGAAUUACCCUACGCAUGAUUUAGAGCUAGCAGCUAUAGUGUUUGCCCUGAAAAUAUGGCGACACUUUCUAUAUGGUGCUAAUUUCUUAGUGUAUAGCGAUCACAAAAGUCUGAAGUAUCUGUUUGACCAGAAAGAGUUGAACAUGAGGCAAAAGAGAUGGAUGGAUGUAACAUCCCACGUAAUUAAGGAAUAUAUAUACAUUAUUAAAAGGCAUAACCAUGCAUGA